This is a messenger RNA of Cornus florida, 810 nucleotides long. RefSeq lists its product as uncharacterized. The record is from RefSeq and is a predicted model, not a curated record. Gene Ontology annotation, biological process: tRNA threonylcarbamoyladenosine modification; telomere maintenance via recombination. Bases 88 to 597 code for a protein of 169 amino acids. The transcript is spliced from 6 exons. Gene Ontology annotation, cellular component: EKC/KEOPS complex; nucleus; cytosol. NCBI's taxonomy places the organism in Eukaryota, Viridiplantae, Streptophyta, Magnoliopsida, Cornales, Cornaceae.
UUUGGGGUGAAAGGAGACAGUCAAAACCCUAGUUUCCUUUAAAAACCCUAGAUUCCACUUCCAUAAAUUCUAAUCUCUUUUGCGGCUAUGAAGGUCUUCGAGAUCGAUGGAACCAUUCUCUCUCUCGCCCUCUUCACAGACGUCACCAACUCCAAAGAACUUCUGGAUUCAAUGCAAGCUGGAACGUUGGAACCAGAAGUAGCUUUUCUCAAUGCAUCACUUAUCCCAGAUGUUUUCCCUGUUCUAGCAGCCUCACAUAAAACAAUUCUCUCCAAGUCACGGGAGUCGUUGAAAACACGCACUCUUCAUUCUGAGCUUGUUUACAAUUACUCAGGCUCUAAGCAUAUUACCGAAUCCUUGAAAAGGUUUGGAAUCUCUGAAAGCUCAACUUAUAUCCUCGUGGCUCGUUUGGGUGCUUCUAUCGAUGAGGCUGUAUAUAAACUUAUCAAUGGUAAGGAGACUGAUUUAGAGGAAUUGGAAGGAAGAGCAGAUCAAGCACAGAUUCAAAAGCUCUACAAAAUAUCGAGCCUGGAAUUAGGGAUAUCCUCCCUCGCUGAUGCAAUUACGUGCCGAAUUGCCUCCCGUGAUGCCUUAUGAGGAGUAAAGAGACUGUUUAUAUUUGCUCUUUGUAUUCUUCCCAUGUUCCAUUAUGUCAAUCAUUUGAGUGAUAUUUGUAUCCCUCACCAAAUAGUCUGAUCAUACUUUGCUUGCCUUAAUGCAUGGGAAUGCAUGGAAGUGCAUGUUGAAAGUGGAUAUAUGUUACUGUUCCUCUAUUAAGUUCUGGUUUCAUUCUUGUUUGAUAAUAUAUAA